AAGAGGGAGACACUGACCAUGCACCUGUAGUGUAGCGUACUUUUAGACUUCAGAGAUCUUGCUUUUUGUGUUAUAGUUGUCUUUUUUUAAUAUUGGAUUCUCAGUAAUGCCUCCGAAAAAGAAAGCAGCGGACUCUGCUGAUCCACCUGUGCCGUCCUCCAGCGACGCCCCGGUUGAAAAGCAGGUCGAGAAUAAAUCAGAUGCUGCGACGCUGCGCAAACUUGCAGCUCAUCCCUCCACAGCUAUUAUGGUGAAAGAAGCACUUAAAGCGUUGGACUCGCGAAAGGGGGUUUCAUCCCAGGCGAUACAGAACUAUAUUAAACAAAAAUACCCCUCAGUGGAUCUGGUGAGGUUGAAGCACUUAGUCCGCAGAACCCUGAAGAAGGGGAUCGAGACUGGCACGUUGGUGAGGCCUGCCAACUCCAAUGUCACUACAGGCGCAAUGGGAAAAUUCAGGCUUGCACGACAAGACAAGCAGCCAAAGUCAAAAACUGAGAACAUGGAUCCUAAUGUACAAAAAGUCCCAAAAGCAGCCAAGGAUGAAGCAAAGGAUGGAGCCAAGAAGACCAAAAAAACAGGUGCCACGAAGAAGAAGAAAGACACUGAAAACGACGAACCCAAGUCAUUAGAGGACUCCAAGCCACCCAAAACCUCAAAGACAGACGAGAAGGCCACUACCUCAAAGGCUGCCCCAGCAAAGAAGCCAAAAGCUAAAAAAGCCGCUGAGAAUGGGGAUGAUGACGGAGCCUCUGACUCAGCCAAAACUAAAGCAAAAACCGCCAAGGAGGCAAAAGCAGGGAAGGCAUCGCAGAGCAAGGCUGCUAAAGCAGGUAGUGAUGCCCCUGCUUCCAAAGCAACUGGGAAACGUGGGAAGAAGACUGCAGAGUAAACUUGUACUUCUUAAAUCGUUUUUACUGUUUUGUUUGGAAAUAAAAAUAUUUUUUUGGAA
Molecule: messenger RNA, 949 nt
Organism: Thunnus maccoyii (southern bluefin tuna)
Lineage: Eukaryota; Metazoa; Chordata; Actinopteri; Scombriformes; Scombridae
Product: protein B4
Exons: 5
Coding region: 107-889 (260 amino acids)
Biological process (GO): nucleosome assembly
Cellular component (GO): nucleosome
Molecular function (GO): DNA binding; structural constituent of chromatin
Source: RefSeq, a predicted model, not a curated record